CUCUUGGCUAAAAGGAAGAGCAGUAUAUGGAGAAGUGUGCUAAAAAUAAGCCCGCUGUCGCCGGCUUGCUGAAAUCAGACGAGUCAAAAAGAAAAUUCCCUUUGCCGACGUAACAUUGUGGUGCUGUCCGCUGGUGGAUAAUCAAAUAUUUAUUAAGGAUCAGCAAUGGUGUCGAGCACGGACUGUCCCGUUUGUGGAGUGGCUGCCUCGCAGGCUUGCACCAGGUGUAAGAUGGUGCGUUACUGCGAUCGAGAGCACCAAAAGCAGCACUGGCCGCAGCAUAAGCGCAGUUGCAGGCCGUUCAGCGAGGAGCAGGAUCCCCAGCUGGGCAGGUAUCUAAUGGUAACCCAGGACAUUGCAGCUGGCCAGAUAGUGUUCAUUGAGGAGCCUCUGGUGGUUGGGCCCAAGUGGUACCUCUCCGACGCAGAUAAGGAGGCCUCUAUCGUUCCGUGCGUGGGCUGUGCCACGCCCUGCCGUUUGGGCAAGCACCAAUGUCGCAGAUGCCGCUGGCCAGUCUGCAGUUCCGGCUGUGAGCACGAGGCUCUGGAGUGCAGUGUGCUUAGCCUGGGAGCGGGUACACCUGCUAGGGCAGAUGCCCGUUCACUCAACGACUAUUUUAGGAGCGAUGCCCUUUUGGUGCUGAAGUGCUUGCUGCUGCAGCGACAAAGUCCGGCCAAGUGGGCUGCUCUGCUGGAGAUGCAGUCUCACGAAGAAGAGCGCAGGGGCACCGAGCUGCACGUGGAGGCGGAAAAACGGGUUGUGAGCUACUUGCAGCAGCGAUUUCUAGGCCGGCUCAAGAAAACCAAGCCAAACCUACUGCAGGAUUGCGGACCAGAGUUACUGCAUCGACUGUGCGGCAUCAUCGAGACCAACUUUAUGGUAAUCGAGCUGCCGACGGGAGUGGAGCUGAGCGGUCUAUUUCGGCAGGCCUGCAUGAUGGAGCACGCCUGCCAGCCCAAUUGUGAUUUCCAGUUCGACCCUAUUACUCAGCAAAUUUCUGUGCGGGCAGGCUGCAACCUGCGGAAGGGCGACCACCUGCGGAUCACCUACACAAAUAUCCUCUGGGGCACUCAUCUUCGCCAGCACCAUCUGCGGCUAACGAAACACUUCAGCUGCCGCUGCAGCCGUUGCCUUGAUCCAACGGAAUAUGGGACCUAUAUAAGUGCAUUGGCAUGUCUGGGGGAUGUAAACAAAACGUGCGCUGGCACCCAUCUUCCCGUGGAUCCGUUGGACGAGAACACCCAGUGGAAGUGCGAUACUUGUCCGAUGCUCGUGGAUGGGGCCUACGUGUCCGAACUGCAGACUCACAUGACCGAGCAGGUGGAUAGCUUAAUGGCCGGAUGUCCUUCCGCGAAUCAGGUUGAACUGUUACUGGCCCGGCUGUCCCAGAUCUUGCAUCCCAACCACUUUCACACCUUCAACCUGAAGCACACGUUGAUCCAACUGUACGGCAAUGAAACUGGCUUGGAAUUGGGCGGGCUCAGUAGCGGGCAACUGGAGCGGAAACUGCGCCUGUGCGAUGAGCUCUACAACGUCUGCCGGCGUUUGGAUCCGCACAGCAUCAAACUCGCUAUCUACGUGACGGUCAUUCUGAUCGAGAUUGCCCACACACGGGAGGAGCAAGCGCGAAGGGCUCCUGGAGAGGGAUCUAGUUUUCUGGAAUUGGCACAGGCUCGUCUUAAGGAAGCGGAGGUGGUCCUGGAGAAGGAGCUCGAAUCGGUGGCUGGCAAAAAGCUGUACGACCAGCUGCAGAAGGAGAUUUUUGAGUGCGAAAAACAAAUGCUGACUCUCACCUAUAACCAAAAACGUGAUGUCGGACAAAAAUAAUUUUUUUGUUGAAUAAAUCAAAAUGUAACACCUAAUCCCAUAAUUUAAAAUACCAGCAAAGCAUUAUUGCACAAUCUUGCACCCCAAAAUCAUGAAUAUUCUCUCAGUUAAAUGUUCAUAUGGAAGCUAAAGGAUAUUGUCUCAUUUUAAUAAAGCUAAAAAGACCUUAUUAACACGUUA
This is a messenger RNA of Drosophila rhopaloa, 2007 nucleotides long. It is a transcript of the gene SmydA-5, whose product is annotated as SET domain-containing protein SmydA-8. The record is from RefSeq and is a predicted model, not a curated record. Lineage: Eukaryota; Metazoa; Arthropoda; Insecta; Diptera; Drosophilidae. The transcript is spliced from 2 exons. The coding region runs from base 166 to 1827 and encodes 553 amino acids. Gene Ontology annotation, molecular function: protein binding.